CUCAGAUCAUCGAUCAUCAACAUGAAAGUCCUCGCUAGUGGGUUCUUGCUGCUCAAUACUGCAUCUGCAGCUGUCAUCAAAAGAUACAGUACCUAUCAUGGCGUUGCCAUACCUGCGGUACAAGUCAAAAACGGCACCUACACAGGGUACCAUGCUGCUGCUUACAACACCGACAAUUUCCUCGGUAUGCCAUAUGCUCAACCACCAAUCGGCGAUUUACGCUUCCGUAUUCCUCAGUCUCUCAACUCUACCUGGUCUGGCUCGAAGAGUGCUACCGAGUACAGCCCAGAGUGUAUUGGCUAUGGCAGAGAUACCUGGAGUCAAGGCAACUAUGUCAGUGAAGACUGCCUGACACUGAAUGUCAUCAAGCCAGCCGGCUCAUGCGAAAGCCUUCCUGUCCUUGUCUGGAUCCAUGGAGGCGGUCUUGUCAUGGGAGGCAGUGGAGACCGUCGGUACAAUCAGUCUUUCAUCGUCCAGCAAUCUGUUGAAGCAGGCAUGCCAAUCAUUGCUGUCAGUAUCAACUAUCGUCUUUCGUCCUGGGGCUUCUUGUACGGCCGCGAGAUCCAAGAGUCAGGUAAUACGAUGAAUGGGUUCAGAGACCAGCGUCUUGCUCUGCGUUGGGUGCAAGAGAACAUUGCUGCUUUUGGUGGUGAUCCUGACCGUGUCACUAUCCAAGGAGAGUCUUCUGGUGGCACGUCUGUUGGAGCGCAAUUACUCGCCUACAACGGUCGGAAUGAUGGUCUCUUCCAUGGUGCCAUUGCACAAUCUGGAGCUCCUGUCAGCCCCGGAGUCGACUUUGAUGUUGAUGACUGGGAGCCUAUCAUCGCCAAUAUCAGCAGAGCUACUCAAUGCAGCGGCACUGGCUCUGUACUCGACUGUCUCCGCAAAGUACCCACUGAUCAGCUCAACUCUGUUAUAAACUCUACCGUCACAAGAGGAGCCCGCUACGGCCCUGUGGUUGAUGGCGAUUGGUUCACUCAAACAGCUUCGCAAGCACUGUCCAACGGCGACUUCUUGAAGAUCCCAUACAUCAUCGGCGUCAAUGAGGCAGAAGGCGUAGGCUUUGGUCCGAGACAAAUCAAUACGACCCAAGAGAUCUUGGACUACAUUGUUGACUCGGGUUAUGAUAAUGCCACAGCUCACGAUCUUGCGAUACUGUAUCCUGAUAUUCCAGCUAUCGGCGUACCGAGCACUCUCCACGGCAGACCGAACUCUACCAUCGGACUUCAGUUCAAACGUAGCUCUGCCAUUGCUCAAGACAUGAGCAUGAACGCCGCAAGACGCCUGACAUCCCACUGGUGGGCAAGGCACGGUGCCAGAUCCUAUACCUACAUCUUCAAUGCCCUGGUCAAUAGCCUCUCCUACUUCUCAGGCGCAGUGCACUUCCAAGAGGUGGCUUUCGUCUUCUACAACACAGAAGGCCUAGGCUACCCGCAGAAUGGCAAUCCUAACCCUCUUGGUGGAUCUGAAAGUGAAUCCCUCGUCACACUGGCGAAGCAAAUAUGUCGUAUGUGGAUCAGUUUUGUGAACUAUGGUGAUCCAAAUAUGCAUCUGGGCUUGAAAGCAGAGCCUUGGAAUCCUGUUGACGCGGAAGAGCCUGAGUUCUACUAUUUCCAGCAGAACGAGACGUCGAAGUCGCUGCCUGAUAUCGUUCGUGCGGAGGGAGUGAGUUAU
This is a messenger RNA of Aureobasidium pullulans EXF-150, 1674 nucleotides long. Its product is annotated as lipase 2. NCBI's taxonomy places the organism in Eukaryota, Fungi, Ascomycota, Dothideomycetes, Dothideales, Saccotheciaceae. The transcript has 3 exons. The annotation marks the transcript as partial. The record is from RefSeq and is a predicted model, not a curated record.